Messenger RNA from Nothoprocta perdicaria, 2279 nucleotides. RefSeq names its product plasminogen activator, urokinase (gene PLAU). NCBI's taxonomy places the organism in Eukaryota, Metazoa, Chordata, Aves, Tinamiformes, Tinamidae. Gene Ontology annotation, molecular function: serine-type endopeptidase activity; calcium ion binding. The transcript is spliced from 11 exons. Gene Ontology annotation, biological process: plasminogen activation; regulation of cell adhesion mediated by integrin; blood coagulation. Bases 79 to 1383 code for a protein of 434 amino acids. The record is from RefSeq and is a predicted model, not a curated record.
GCAGUGCCUGUAAGCAAAGGGUGCAUCUAGAAUCAAAAUAAUACAGAAGAGGAACAAAGCGAGGAAUUACCUAACAUCAUGAAGUUACUCAUCAUCUGCACCCUAACUCUGGCAGCACUUGUCACACGACUUGAGUCUGUCUACAUCAAGAAGUACCACAAGCUACCACAUAAACAUGGAUCAGAACGUAAGGAUUGCAACUGUUUAAAUGGAGGAACCUGCAUCACCUACUACCUCUUCCACCAAAUCAAUCGGUGCUUAUGCCCAGAUGGAUAUAGCGGAAUUCACUGUGAAAUUGACACUGACAACACCUGCUACACUGACAAUGGUGAGGACUUCAGAGGAAUUGCAACAGAAAAGAAUUGUCUGCACUGGGACCUUCCCUCGGUUAUCAGGAGGGGCAGCUACCACACUGACCUGAAGAAUGCCUUGCAGCUUGGACUGGGCAAGCACAACUACUGCAGAAACCCCAAUGGAAGGAGCAGGCCCUGGUGCUACACAAAGAGAGGAUUCAGCAUUCAGGAAACACCUUGCAACAUACCGCAGUGCCACAAAGAAAGUGAACCCACCUGUGGCCAGCGGAGCUUCAGCAAGUACUACAAGAUCGUGGGGGGAAGCCAGGCAGAGGUGGAGUCCCAGCCGUGGAUCGCUGGCAUCUUCCAGAACACCAAGGGCAUCGAGCAGUUCCUGUGCGGCGGCAGCCUCAUCGACCCUUGCUGGGUGCUCACGGCUGCGCACUGCUUCCUCGACCGGUCAAAAGACAAAUCGGCCUUCAAAGUCUUCCUUGGAAAGUCCAUACUGAAUGUUACUGAUAAUAAGGAGCAAAUGUUCAUGGUGGAUACCAUCAUCUCUCACCCUGACUUUACAGAUAUGACGGGUGGCAAUGAGAAUGACAUUGCUUUGCUGAGAAUAAGGACACCUUCUGGACACUGUGCAGUAGAAAACAAUUAUGUCAGAACAGUCUGCUUGCCAGAGAGGAACCUCUACCUACCAGACAAUACCCAGUGUGAAAUUUCUGGCUAUGGAAAACAGGACUUUUUUGACAUUUACUACGCUCAAAGGCUGAUGUCAGCCAACGUGAACUUAAUAUCACAAAGAAAAUGCACGCGUGAAUACUAUGACAACAUCAGAGUUACUGACAACAUGGUUUGUGCUGGAGAUUCCGCAUGGCAAAUCGAUGCGUGCAAGGGAGACUCUGGAGGCCCCAUGGUCUGCGAGCACAAGGGCAGGAUGACGCUCUACGGCAUCGUCAGCUGGGGCGAUGGCUGCGCCAAGCAGAACAAGCCCGGUGUCUACACCAGGGUCACUCGCUACCUUGACUGGAUUGAGUCCAAUAUGAAYAUGGUUCAUACCAAAAGUCGGCCUCUCCCUGAACCUAAGUGACUCUUCCCCACACAUGGGCUCCAACUACUUGCACUCAAAUGAGUUUAAGCCGAUACUGAUGCCAGGGCACUGAAUGGUCCUGAAUGUCACUGACGUUGGUCACACACACUGCUCACUAGAGGUGUUGGUUACAAACCCUCCUAUUCUCUGCCCCUUCUGUCAGUGUUUCUGAUGCAGAGACAUCCUACUUCACUACUCAAUCACCUGAAAAUGGUGCUGUGGGAAACUAAAAUAUUUAACAUUUAAAUGAGUAUUCCCAUGCACGAUACAUUACAGGUUAUCUGCCUGCUCCAGUUUAUGAACCAGUGUUUGGUCCAGAAGCAUUGGUACAGUUUUCACUUAGUUAAUUCAUUUUUUUUCUUUUUACAUCAACUCAACAUAAAACUUCUCCUCAUCAUUUUGAAGAAGGCCAAGACUGAAGUCCUAGAAACCUAACCUGUUAAAACAGGUAUGGGGAAAGUAAUCAAGCUUUGUUGUACUAGAAUAUGCAAGAACUUGCAUCAGYCUUAAUUAGCACUAUUACACAAAGGAGGACUGAAGGCCAGCCUUAAGCCAUACUUGGCAUAGGGGCMUAGUCCUACAGUCUCAACAUGUUCAACAUCUUAGGGAUGGCAACAGUGACUGUGUCAGUGCAGCGUGUUCCACUUAAGGRCUGUGGUACAAGGAUGUAAACUGUGUAUUUUUGGACUUAAUAGCCUGAGCACAUCUGAUGGUACCUUGGUCCCACUACAGUCUGAUCCUACCAUGUCUCUAUAUUCAUGUAUGUACCUAGAAGAGGAUCUUACAACUAUAAGGUUUUGUUGUAACCAUCAUCCACCAUUUAACUGAUAGUGUAUGGAAGAUACUUCUUUCCUUAAAACUGAUAUGCUGGUUUUAUUUUUUUAAACUGUCUUUGU